Messenger RNA from Manduca sexta (tobacco hornworm), 719 nucleotides. RefSeq lists its product as uncharacterized. Gene Ontology annotation, molecular function: odorant binding. Lineage: Eukaryota; Metazoa; Arthropoda; Insecta; Lepidoptera; Sphingidae. The transcript has 2 exons. The coding region runs from base 52 to 477 and encodes 141 amino acids. The record is from RefSeq and is a predicted model, not a curated record.
GUUAAAUUGGUUACACGUUGUUUAACUUUGAAGCGACAUAGUUAUUGCAAAAUGAAAAUAACCGCGAGCUUAGUUUUCGUCCUACUCAAUGUAGUAUCUAUUUACGGAGAAAGUAAGGAAAUCUACUUUUUCCCAAAAGAAGCGGCUGUCACUUUCUUAGAAGCUACACUGAAAUGCAUCGCUGAUUCAAACUACGAUUCCUCAGUCAUCGAUCAAAUAAUGCAAGGGAAAUAUAUUGAAGAUGAUAAAACGGUAAAUGCUUUGAUAUGCGCAUGCGUCGCAACUGGAUUUGGUUAUCCGGACGGAAAGGUAAAUGUGGAGAAGAUAAUGAAGGAGUCAGUUCCGACGAGGCAAGAUCUUCGUCCUUUUAUAGAGGAUUGUAAUCGGGAGUCCGGGAAGACGCCUGCACAAACGUUCAGGGGUAUAGUUAAGUGUUAUAGAGAGAAGUUGCCUGUACAAUUAAGGUUUUCUAACUAAAUUUGUCUGUGGUUUUGGGUCUGUUCGGACGGUUAUAGUAUUGCCACCAUUUUUGGGCAAAUUGAAGGUGGAAAAGUAUAUGGUAUCAAAAUAAAGUACAAAUAAAUAAUACUUUAUUUUACGUAUAAACAUAUUUUAUUACUUUUGAGAAAAAAUAUCAGAUUACAAUCGGGUCGUCCAUUAAUCAUGGCUCGAAAGACAAGGGUUCGGAAAUAAAAUCACGAAAUACUACGGGGGGGGGG